Molecule: messenger RNA, 361 nt
Organism: Racocetra fulgida
Lineage: Eukaryota; Fungi; Glomeromycota; Glomeromycetes; Diversisporales; Gigasporaceae
Source: the annotation of a GenBank genome assembly
AUGGCUUCAGCAUGGUCAUUAAGUGCAGAUUUUUCUACUAUAAACCCUUAUUCUGUAUGGUCUUAUGGCUAUAAACCACCUGGUUAUCAAGUUACCGGGACGUUUGUUUUGUUUACGCACUUAAUACCAGAUCCAAAAGGCAGUGGAAUAGUCCUUUGGGUACCUCAUGAAAACACACCGCUAAGUUUAGCUUAUAAUCCUAAUCCAAUAACUACCAUUUUAGAUGGUGGUGGUAGUAAAAUAACAUAUCCUCCACAUGGUACUGACUUAUUUGGUAUCGGUGAUUUCAAAUCGUACAAGUCAACUAAAAGUGGUAUCACUGUCAGAGAAAAUGAAACUAUUGACUUCAUUAUAGGAAAUG